Messenger RNA from Paramuricea clavata, 1915 nucleotides. NCBI's taxonomy places the organism in Eukaryota, Metazoa, Cnidaria, Anthozoa, Malacalcyonacea, Plexauridae. The record is from the annotation of a GenBank genome assembly.
AUGGAGAGCGGAUGUCUAGUUUCGAGCUCCGGCAAUUUUGAGAAUGUUCUUCGAGAUUUAACAGUAAGCGAUAAAGGAAAGUUCAAAUGGAGCGGCACAUUCGAAAAUUUAGAAAUUAUGAUGAACAAUAUACUUGAGAAACAGACAGUGUGGAAUUCAUACGGCGGAGAUUGCAAGAAGCUGGAGCUUGGCGACCUAUGUGUGAGAUGGUAUAUGAAGAACAAAUCGUUGACAAUCAACGGAGAGGGAAGCGAAGAUCUAAAGUUGCAGUUCAAAGCAGCUGUAUGUGUGGCGGAAUCUGAUGCUGCAGCGAGUCAACAACCCAAAGUUAGCGAGGUCGUGGAGAGUGACGACAAACCCGAAUGUGAGAGUGUAUUACUUAGUUAUAACCUUGGGAACCCUGCCACCCAAACUCCUGCCGUUUCUGCAUCUGUUCUUGAACUAGUACAGAGUGUUGAAGAACGGCUGGAAUGUAAGCUUGAAAAGUUGGCAAGCCAAAUUGAAGAACUAAGCUCAGCAAGCUUACAGCAAUUAAACCAUGAACCCAACGAUGCAUCACAAUCAACCGAGUAUAGCGCUUUUCUAAAGAGCGAAAAUACUUCAUUAAAAAAACAAAACAUGGUGCUCGCUGAACAAGUUAAUGGCUUUAAAAUGAUGAUAUCGGAUUUGAAGACGAAGAUAAAAGAUUUGGACAACUAGAAGAACAGCUUAGUUACAACGAUAAAGAUUUUACAGGAAGGUAAAAAAUGUGAAGAGACCGGACCAUUGAAUGCUGUUAAAAGACAAAGUGAUAAUUCCCCAGCGGCAAAAAGCAAUUCAAGCAGAGCGGUAUGCACUAGCGGUAUACAAACUCAGAAUCGCUACUCUAUUUUAAGUGAAAUUGAUAACGACGGCGAAGACACUUUAUCGAGCCAAAAGAGAUCUGAGAGUGGAAUAACUCCAGUUGCAAAGGACACCGUAACUGUAACAGAAAACUCGGGAACGGAAAACAGUAAAGACAUGGAUUACAGGUCAUCAGAAAUUGUCCUUAUUGGGGAUUCCAUCAUUAAACAUAUUGACCCAAAAAAGCUUGCAAAGAGGAAAGUGAGCAAAUACACGUAUCCGGGGAAAUCUGCAGAAGACAUCGAAGCGGAACUUGGAACAAUCAAAGUCAAUUCGACGCCCUCGCACAUAACUAUUCACGCUGGGACAAAUAAUAUACCAGCUGAUUCAGCUGAGGUAUGUGUCAGGAAAAUUGAAAGCCUUGUUCUUAAGACCAAAUCCAAAUUUCCAGAUUCAAAAAUUGGAUGAUUUUUCCAUAAACGACUGGAAAUUAGCUCGAGUAUCUCCGAUUUAUAAAUCAGAAGACCGAAAAAAGUGUGAAAAUUACCGUCCAAUUUCGAUUCUACCCAUUAUAAGCAAAGUAUUCGAAAGAGAAGUGUUUACUCAAAUUUAUAAAUAUCUGAAUGAAAACUCGCUAUUAUCAAAGUCUCAAUCAGGAUUUCGACCAAAACAUGGAACUGUGGGCGUGCUUAUUCAGAUGUGUGACCAAUGGCUAAGUGAUAUGGAUAAAGGCAAAAUAAAUGGAGUAGUAUUUUUGGAUAUUCGCAAAGCGUUUGAUUCUAUUAACCAUAAGAUUUUAUUGAGAAAGCUAAAAAAUCAAUUUGGCAUACAUGAUAUUGAACUGAAAUGGUUUGAGUCCUACCUAACGAAUAGAGAGCAAGUUUGCUUGGUAAAUGGCCACACAUCCUUACCGAAGAAAAUAAGAUGCGGUGUCCCCCAGGGUUCAAUUCUAGGACCAUUGUUAUUUUUACUUUAUGUAAACGACAUGCCAGAUCACUUGAAAAAAACAACUCCGUAUCUCUAUGCAGAUGAUACUCAAAUUUCGUCUUCCUCAUAUGAUUUUGAAACAUAUAUUAGCUCAAAAUUUAAAUGA